UCCGCUCUCACGUGCCCUCUCAGUUUGGAUUUUGCGCGAAGUCUCCGAACUUCACCUGCACCUGGGAGAAAAGCCGAAAGCCCCAAUUUGACGCUACAAUCGAAAUCAGAUCCCUAAAACCAAACCAAUCCGAUUUUUUUAACUAGAAUUUUGGAAAAGUAACAACAUCGAAUUCCUUCUUUUUUUCUGGAAUUCUGAAAUUCUUGCAAAGAGAUGACGGAGGACGGUGGCGCUAGGGUUUCUUCCGAUGAUCCGACUGUAAGCAACGAUGCUUCACAGACUAGACAAAGGAAGAAGAGAAAGUGGGAUCAACCUGCAGAGGCUUUUGUUUCAGCUGGAAUUGCUGUCCCAUUUAGCAACAUGGGAACUCUUGCUGGCAUGCCACUUCCUAUUGUAGCUCCAGUACCAGGCACCUUUCUGUCAAAUAUACUUGCUGCUAGUGGUGCAGCUGUUACACCGGUCUUUCAACAGCAUGCCGCUCCGGUGGCCUCUCAACAAAAUCAAACUAAGAUCCAGGAUGAAUUAGUGAUUGCUAGAGAAAUUGUAAUAAAUGAUGCGGAAUCUUCUAUUCGCUACAAGCUCACGAAGCGCCAGACACAGGAAGAGAUACAAAGGUGCACUGGUGCUGUGGUGAUAACUAGGGGCAAGUAUCACCCACCGAAUGCUCCAGCUGAUGGCGAAAAGCCUCUUUAUCUUCAUAUAUCUGCUGCUGCUCAUUUAAAAGAGACAGCAGAGCGAAUUUUAGCUGUAGAUCGUGCAGCUGCCAUGGUGGAAGAACUGUUAAAACAUGGUCAGAGCUCACAGGCAGGUUCUUCCCCUUUUGUGGAAGCUGUGAUGAAUGGUGUGAAGGCAUUUAGCACAUGUGUAUAUUUGGGCUUCGACGCAGAUCCAUCACUGAAUGUUGCUGCUCGUAUUCGUGGACCCAAUGACCAGUAUAUAAAUCACAUUAUGAAUGAAACAGGAGCAACUGUCAUGCUACGUGGAUGUGGUUCCGGAAACCUUGAGAGCCUUCAGGGUGAAGAAGCACAACCACCACUGCACUUAUUCUUGUCAAGUAACAAUCCUAAAAGUCUUGAUGAUGCCAAGCGUUUGGCAGAGAAUCUUCUGGACACUAUCAGCGUAGAGUUCGGUGCAUCCAGGAUUUCAUCAAGUAAGGUUUAUGGUGCAGUUCCACCUCCACAGCAGUUGUUGACUGGAGUUCAAUGUUCCACAACAGGACGCAAUGUGAAUGCUAGUUCAGCUGCUGGUUUGGCAUCAAUGCCAGUUGCUACUCCAGCUCCACCUGUUGCAGUCCCUGUGGCUACUACUGGCUAUUCUCAAGCGAUGGCUGUGGGGAUGCCUAAUUCUGGGCCACCCCAAGCAAAUUCAGUUGGUUAUCCACAGCCUUUGGUGACCAGAGGGACAAGCUAUAUUGGAUAUGGCGGGAUAUACCCCCAAGCAACACCAUUGCAACAGGUAGCAUUAGCUCUUAAACAAUCAUCUCCAAUCUCCUCUACUGUUGUACCUGCAACAUCUGUAGCAAGUGCAGUUGUUCCUACAACAUCAGCUACCAGUACAGUAACCAAAUCAAGUGUUAGCUCUACUUUACAUUCUGAGAAAGAGCGACGGCCUCCACAAAAGCGGAAGUUCCAGGAGUUACCAGCUGGUUCAAAGGGAUCGGCAACAGUCAACCAGGUAUUUUCUCUGACCUUCUAAGAAGCUAAUAGGCUGAUACCAGACCUCUGUUAGGGCCAUUGGUUUGUAUGUUUCACAGGGUUUUCAGUUUCAGAGGAGCAAUUUGAUGAGUUUUUUCUGCUUCAAAACCAUGAUCAAGGACCAUUCAAGAUUUUUUACCCUUUGAUGGGUGUAUAGCCUCAUAUCAUGAACUUCGCAUUUCUAGUGUCCUGUCUUACAUGGCUAGCAUUAUAGAACGUGCAGCUGAAGUUUCAUUUAAAGGCUCUUUGGUGUCAAUACGGUGUGCAUUUUUUUGUUAAGGAUAACUUAGAAGCUGAAAUAACUACUGAAAAUGCAUGAAUAGAUUUAUUAAGUGCAUAAGCUGACCAUAAAUUUUGUGCCACUGCAACUGUUAUUUGUUAAAAGUGACACUGUAUGAUAUCUGGCAUUUUUUUUAAAAAUUUUUGCAUCUUGCCACAAGCUACCUUAGUUUUUGAAUAAGAAGAUUUCAAGGCUUGUUGGCUUAUAGGAUCCUAGCAUCUGUUCGCUGAAGACAUCAAGGGUCACAUUAACUAACUAAAUAAUGGCCUUUCACUAAUUCCAUGUCGUUUUGUCUUCUGACACAGGACCUUUUUAAAGAUUCUGUUGUACCCUUGAGAUCUUAACAUUUUUCUUUUUCCAGAUGUUUCUCAUUAACUAUUAUAUUACUCCUAUUGAGAAAUUAGGCUUGGAUUUUUUCUCUGUAACUCAUUUCAGGAAUCUGAAUCUUUAAAUCCAAACAAGCCAUUGGGAGAUGUAGGUGUGAAAAAUGUAUCAAAUAUGCCUGCUCCAAAGAAGCUGAUUCAUCCUUCAUCUAAUGGAAUGCCGCCACCACCACCCCCAAAAUCCUUGCCGCCUCCACCUCCAAAAACCAUGCAGACUCCACCAGCUCCGCCUUCAAAAACCAUGCUGCCUCCACCGCC
Gossypium raimondii (Peruvian cotton) is the source of this 2615-nucleotide messenger RNA. Its product is annotated as protein RIK. Gene Ontology annotation, molecular function: RNA binding. The transcript is spliced from 11 exons. Gene Ontology annotation, cellular component: nucleus. Bases 214 to 1695 code for a protein of 493 amino acids. The record is from RefSeq and is a predicted model, not a curated record. Lineage: Eukaryota; Viridiplantae; Streptophyta; Magnoliopsida; Malvales; Malvaceae.